Molecule: messenger RNA, 2688 nt
Organism: Cladophialophora immunda
Lineage: Eukaryota; Fungi; Ascomycota; Eurotiomycetes; Chaetothyriales; Herpotrichiellaceae
Exons: 2
Coding region: 395-2626 (743 amino acids)
Biological process (GO): regulation of transcription by RNA polymerase II; DNA-templated transcription
Cellular component (GO): nucleus
Molecular function (GO): RNA polymerase II cis-regulatory region sequence-specific DNA binding; DNA-binding transcription activator activity, RNA polymerase II-specific; zinc ion binding
Source: RefSeq, a predicted model, not a curated record
CCCAACGCCGACAUUUGGCGACUUCUCUUCCGCAUCGCUCCUUUCAUACAGCUCGAGUGUUUCAACAAUGGUUUCUGCCUAUUUUCAAGUGGUGUCGUGAAAAUUGAUGCUUCUCUCAAGCUGUGGAUGACAAUAUCAAGCCAUCGCUCGAACACCUCUUCGCGCAUUAAACAAACUGCUGGCAUUUUCGAAAAUUCAUAUUCUGUAUAGGCUGGGCUCUAGUUGAAUCUCGCACCAUCUUGAUAUCCCGGCUCGGUCUUCAACCAAUCACCACCGGAGCACUUGGACCAGGGCCGAGGGGCGCGGCUAUCAAAGCACUCUUUGCCCGUCAAGCUCGCGUUUAUCGACCCUCGGUGUUAGACCAUCGGCCGCCCAAAGCUCGAUCCCAACAGCCAUGGGUCCCAAACGCCGUCGCCUGGCACUCUCCUGUGUGGCCUGCAGGCGAAGGAAGGUGAAGUGUGAUAGGACGUAUCCAACAUGUGUGCGGUGUCAGAAGGGAGGUGUGAGUUGUGACUACGUCUCUUAUACCAAGCAGGACAGUGCUCUCCCUACUCCCUCUGAGGAAAGUCCGCAGCUUCGGAGAGAGGCUUCGGUCACCUCUUGGACUGAACACGCCGACGUUUGGCAUGCCCGGUCAAAAGAGCACGAGAGUGCCCGAAACCACGAGGAGAGUCAACAAUCUGGCUCCUCGCAACCUCGCACCCAAACAAAGUCUCUGCGAGAGCUACAGGACCGAGUGUUCGAUCUGGAAACCCAUGUCAGGGCGGCGGGGACGCGUCCCAUCUCGCCGGCGGUGUAUCUCGGUCUCGGCCAUUCCGCCGGUUCAGGGGCAAGCACCGACAAGAAUGCGUUACAUGACCACGAACGAGCCUUGCUCCGGGGUAAAGGCUUCAAAACGCAGUACUUUGGUCCGAGUCAUGGAGCUAAUUUACUUCUACAAUUCGAGGAACUUUCCCGCUUUGUCAAGGAUAUCCUGCAGCGACUGCCAACACUCGAAAAAUCCAGAAAUAUCUGGAAACAACAACGCCGGGACCUGAACGCGAACUUGAUCCUUCCAGAGUUCGACACCCUGUUAUCGCUGGUCCCCGAACAGAACCGUACAGAUGCGUUAGUGCAAGAAUAUUUCGAGACGCUCGAGACCACAUAUCGUGUUCUGCAUGCACCGACCUUCUUCCGCAAGUACAAGGAGUUCUGGGCAUCGUCCAGAGACUCCUCCUCGGGGUUCCUUGUACAACUUCUUCUCGUAUGCGCGAGCGUAAACUGCUCCGUAGCCGGCGGCCCUACAGGGUUCGUCGGCCGGAGUUCCGUUUGCCGUGAUGCAGCCGUUAAAUGGAUUGAAGUUUGCGAGAGUUGGCUAGAGCUGCAGAGUCAGAAGCACAUGACACUAGAAGUCUUUCAGGUCCGCGUCCUCCUGGUGAUUGCCAUGAAGCUGAACUGUGUCAAGGUCAAGCGAGAAUGGACUGUAUCAGGACAUCUGCUACGUCAAGCCAUGUCGUCUGGACUGCAUCGCGAGCCAACAUUUUUGAGCAACACCAUCUCAGUCUUCGACCAGGAGAUGCGCAGGAGGCUGUGGUUCACAAUACUCGAGCUUGAUAUCCAAAACACCCUCGACCGUGGUGUGGGGCCAAGCAUUGGUCCAUUCGACUGGGACACCUUGCCACCCUUGAACCUCCACGAUGAAGACUUUGAUGAGUCGACGGAAAAGAUGCCCUCGGCCAGGCCUAUGACCGAGUUCACCCGUACAUCAUUCAUUUGCCUAGCCCAUCAACAUUUACCGCUCCGCCUGGAGAUAAUAUCCAGGAUCAACAGCAUUCGUAUCUGCCUUGAAAGUGAUACUGCCAUCGAGCUUGAUCAAAAGAUCCGGCAGACCUUGGACAAUCUCCCCAAGUGGUCUGAUCACGCUGCAGGUGCGAUGGCAGAAGCUCUCUCGGAGCUGCUCCUCUACGAGAUUCUGUUGCUCAUGCAUCAGCCGUUUGCCACUCAGGUCGACGCCCCCGCAAGGCACUUCUACUCGAGGGCCGCCCGGCGCGACGCAGCACUGUCGACGAUGAGGAUUUUUACCGGACUGCGGCCCAGUAGUAGAAGGACCUAUAUCAACCUUCGGGAUGAUUUGUUCCGAGCUUGCCUUGCAACUUGCCAUGAUCUCGUCGUCUCAGCACGAUCGAGAGAGGAAUUAUUACAAGAUCAGACCAUUGCUGAAAACCUGAUCGAGCAGGGCGUCAAUGUGAUGGAAGAACGCAUCAAAAGGGUCGGCCAAGGGUUUCAUACGUAUUGGCUCACCUGCAGCGCCCUGGGGCUGCUGCAUUCAAAACUCUCUCCAGAGGAACCGGCAGAAAAGUUCGCACAGGAGACCGCUGACCGGGUAGCCACUCUCCAGGGCUACAUGAUGUCGCAGCAGAUUCCGCCUGUCGGAAACAGCAACGGCGUCGAAGAUGUCACCAUGAGCACAGCCAACACGCUGGUAGGAAUGAGUGCCCUGCCAACACCCGGUCAACCUCUACCGGAGCUUGAUCCGUUUGUGACAACGACCACCGAUCCAUUCAAUACCUUUCCUGAGACAUUGUUCGACUUUGAUAUCACGGAUCUCUGGAACAUGGGAGGCAUCGGGGGAAGCACACACUAUUGAUAGAGUUAGGUCCUGCUUGAUGAGCAGGAUGGGAUAGCAUCACCCCUCAAAAGAAGUCUUCA